AUGCUCCUCCCGACCCGUCGCCUGAGGCGGGCUAACCUCCUCCACAUCCUCCUCGCCCUCCUCGUCCUCGACGCCUUCCUGAUCGUCCGCAACCGGCCCCUGACAAAGUACCCGGCCAGCGUGGCCCCGCGCCACCCCGGCAACGAGACCUUCUUCAUCGCCAGCAUCCACCGCAACAACGGCCCCGUCCUCGGCCAGUCCAUGUCCAAGAACCUGCUGAACCUCGUCGACUACCUCGGCCCGGACCGCGUCCACUUCUCCGCCGUCGAGUCCGGCUCCCAGGACGACACCAAGGCCAAGCUGUCCCUCCUGCAGAAGAAGCUCGACGCGAAAGGCGUGUCCAACACCAUCUCCCUCGGCAAGACGGCCCACGAGCAGCUCGACGAGAUCCACGACCGGCCCCCGCCCUCCGCCGCCGCCCCGCCGCCGGGCUGGAUCUGGAACGCCGACGAGGCGCGGUACGACGUGCGCCGCGUGCCGUACCUGGCACGCGAGCGCAACCGCGCCAUGGACCCCCUCGCGGACCUCCUCGCGCGGGACGGCAGGCGCUUCGACAAGGUCCUCUGGCUCAACGACGUCGUCUUCGAGAACCGCGAGGUGGCCAUGCUGCUGGGGACCCGCGGCGGGGACUUCGCGGCGGCGUGCGCCAUGGACUUCACGCUGUGGCCGUACUACUACGACACGUUCGCGCUGCGGGACGACCGCGGCCUGAAGACGGCGUCGUGGUACUGGCCGUGGUUCCUGAGCGCGCGGGCGCGGGCGUCGGCGGAGGCCAUGGACCCCGUCGAGGUGAGGUCGUGCUGGAACGGCAUGGUGGCGUUCGACGCCGCGCCGUUUUAUGCGGAGAAGCCGUUGCGGUUCCGUGGCGUGGAUGACAGCCUUGCGGCGUUGCAUCUCGAGGGUUCCGAGUGCUGCUUGGUCCAUGCGGACAACUACCUGAGUCGGGAGAAGGGGGUUUGGCUGAACCCGAAUGUGCGCGUCGGGUACAAUGAGAAGGUCUUUGACGAGACGAAGCUAGACAGGUUUCCGACGGCGUGGGCUGCGGUGGUUGGUGUUUGGGCGAACAGGUAUCUGAGGGUGCGGAACAGUGUACAGUUCGCGCUGGAGAGCCGCGUGGUUGAGAUGAGGUUAAGGCAGUGGGUUGAUGAGACCCCAGCGAGUGAGCUUCCGCGGACGGAGCCAGGGGAGAUGUGCCUCAUCAACGAGAUGCAGAUUAUGUGGAUGAAUGGAUGGAAGCAUAUAUAA
This is a messenger RNA of Colletotrichum karsti, 1245 nucleotides long. Its product is annotated as polysaccharide export protein. The transcript has a single exon. Bases 1 to 1245 code for a protein of 414 amino acids. Lineage: Eukaryota; Fungi; Ascomycota; Sordariomycetes; Glomerellales; Glomerellaceae. The record is from RefSeq and is a predicted model, not a curated record.